GUCCUGUUGCAGUACUUCCCGCAAUCACGGCGUGUCUACCACCACUCGCUACCAGCUCAGAUCGUCUCGCCGGCCGGCAACACGUCAGCGCACACACAGUCGCUUCAUUUGCGGGCUGCAGCGUUCGCGAGUCCCAACAUAGCUGAGAGCCCAGCACACAAUCCAGGCGACAGGAUAUUCCAGUGUUCAGAGACGGCCGAGGAUCCGACAAAAGUUCCUGAUUUCAAGGAUUAAGUAUCUUUGUCUACGCUUCAGGAGCUAAUGGGAUAAUUAAGCCGGAAAUAUAAACCCACUCGUCUGUGCAUUUCGGAGUUGUUGAAACAAUAUUUCUUCACUGUUGUGUGGGAUAGCAGCAGCAUGUGGGUUGUUGACGACGACAUUUAAUGAGCAGUUGUGUACCACCACGUGCAGGAAGAGGUUGUAGUGUCCUGUGUCCUACUGCUCAAACAGGGAAUUCGAGCAGUAUGUUUGCAAUGAAAAUUGGUUUCCAUAGAGAAACUUUUCAUUGGUAUCACAGUUAGUUCAGAACAUUCAUAAAGUGUUAAAGUUUAUGAAUUUAAAUCUUUUGCUAGAGUUGUGAAACUUUAAUUCGUCAGUCCUUCAAUGUAACGUCGUUGCCCAUAAGCCAACGUAAAAGUAUUUGUAUCAGGUUCAUUAUUAAUCGUUAACUUCUGACCAGUCAUGUACCGCGGCGUCAAAAGCGCAUUAUAAUUCACAUAACGUUUGGAGAUACAAGGCGGUGGCUGCUAACAAAGCAAUUGGCACUGUGGAAGGAACAUGGUGCAGAAUCCUUCUCGCUGACAUCCUUGCUUGGGUUACGUCCAACAGGUGCGGCAUUCUAUCAGUGUAAAGUUGCGAUCGUGCAGGGAAUUUACUAACCAGCGUCAAUAUUAUUUCUAACUACAGAAACAGCGGAACUGAAUGACUUAACAUGUUAACCUGAGCGCAAGGCUUACUUGGGCUUGACAAAUACGUUAACUGCUCACGAGGCGCUAAGCUUUAAAAGUUGGACUUCCAGCCGAGAAUGUAUCGUCACAAUCACCUGGAGCUACAGGGGCGUGUCUUGGUGCAGUAUAGGCAAAGUACCAUACACGCGUGGGGUUGCUGAAGUUGAAAUAUCUCUGCAUCUCAAUGUUCUGUUCUCUUCCUCUUGGUCUUCAACUCCUGUGGACCUAUUUGGAUGUCUGGUAGUGUUCAUGUCCUCGGUGGUUUUCUCACCUGAAGACGUAUUUUGGUCUGUCGAACAGCCUUCGGAUAUGUGGAUGUAAAAUCUGUUUAUUAAAGGGGUUUUAAUUGAAAGUUUACAACAUGGAGGAUCCACCACGUGUUUUGAACCGCAGUGACUGUAAGUACUACGACCCACAGGAAGGCCCUAUCCAACAGUGUUACACGUCAGACGAACACCUACUGGCCAGUAUAUAUGAGUAUAUUACUCCCCAACCCCAUGAAUGGGUUUUCACUGUCCUCUACGCCCUGGUAUUUGUGUUCGGUAUCACCGGGAACUUCCUGGUUUGCUACGCUGUAUGGCGUAAUCAUCAACUACGGACCACCACAAACUUUUUCCUUGUGAAUCUGGCUGUAGCCGAUUUUCUAGUGAUGAUGUUUUGCUUGCCACCAUCCUAUGCACAGACCCUGUUUGAAACUUGGUUCCUGGGACUUGCCAUGUGCAAGAUAAUAGAAUACUACCAGACCGUGUGCGUCAUUGUCUCCAUCCUGACCCUGACUGCGAUUUCCAUAGAACGAUGGUUUGCCAUUUGCCAUCCUUUGUCUUUCAAGGAGACGAAAACACGAGUGAUCAUGGCGCUCAUCUCCAUCUGGUUGACAGCGCAACUUGCGGCGAUACCCAGGCUGUUCAUAAUGACGGAGAAUAACGACGCCAUAAUACCACGCAACCUCACAAUGCUGAUUACGUCGUGUUCUCCCAUAAUCGAAAUGAAAACAUUUGCCUUUCACUACGAACUUUUUGUGUUUGUAACUUUUUACAUUCUCCCUAUUAUCGCUAUGGGAUACACAUAUGCUAAAAUCGCCUUGUGUCUGUGGUCAAGCAUGAAAGCUGGACAGCUCACCGAGGGCUCCCAAAAUGCUGUCGCGUCGCAAGUGCGUGCCCGACGUCGCAUAGCAAAGAUGUUGAUUGUGGUGGUCGUUGUUUUCAUCCUGUGUUUCCUGCCCGUGUACGCUUGGAAUAUAGUCAGAAUGUCCAUAGAUAACAUGGAUGAUUACCUUGGCCCCACCACUAUCUCUAUACUGACACUGACAGGACACUGGCUCGUCUAUUUCAACAGUGCCAUUAACCCUAUCAUCUACAACUUCAUGAGCGGCAAGUUCCGUAAAGAGUUCCGCACAGCAUGUUCCUGCUGGCUUCCCACAUGUGGAAGAAGGGGGAAAAGCUCUUACACCAACCACGAACUGGAACCAUUAUCCUCAAAGAGAUUCCACCUGAGCGGGCAAAGAUACAGAGUCGGGGAGUAUGACUCAUCGGAUAUGAGUCGCGUAAAGACUUCAGUCACAGAAGCCUGAUACCAACAGCCGGGAGUAUAGAACAACCAGGAUGGAACCGUGUGGGCCAAACCAAAGGCCACUUUGGCAAUAUACUGGAUACAAACAGCUAGAUGUAAUGCUAGAGUGUGUAUCGUUUUCUAUUGCAAAUUCAAUGCACUGGUUAGGAAUGUAAUGGAAGUCCUUGAUAAAAGUCCACUUUGUGAUCCAAUUGUCGCUGUCAGAGGACUGAUGCAACCACUGAAUUUUCUUAAUGUAUAUGUUUGUACAUUGACUGAAAUACGUACGACCAUAGGUAUCUUGUUGAAGUGCCUGUGUCUUUCUGAAGCUGAGAAUUACCAGUCUAUUGAACCAACAAGGAGGAGACUAAAACUGGCAUCUCUGGAUGAACAUGGAUGUGUGGAUCAUAGGUGUACGGUCACGUCACUAUAUUCUAACAUUUCCUACCUUGUGUGAUUCAUCUUGAUGUCGUUAGGACGAUUUUGUGACAGUGACCCUUCUUGGAUGGAAGAACUCGACAAGGCAGAUAUUUCUGAAAUGCACGAUUGUAAACGGUUGCAGUUAUUAUAAUUACAAAUACAGUUUGCUACAGCUGGUGAGCUCUACUUCUAUGCUAUGAUGUGAUGCUACAUUGCUGCAUCUUGACAUGUACGUAUAUCGAACAUAUAUACUGUAGCCAACUCUUAGUUAUUGUACAUAUGCAUUAUAUAUGUGUGAACACAUGUUACACUAAUUGAUCAUACAAAUUGUGACGUAUAUUUUAUGAUAAAAAACCCCAUCUAAAUAUUGCAAAAGUUAGUAUUAAAAGUCAUCAGUCCAUGAGUGUGUGAACUUUGAACCCAGAAAUAUCUCAAAAGGAAAAGUGAUUAUGACUGAUGCAACUCAAAAGUAACUAUGCCCUCAUAAAUGUAUUGAAAAAUAAAACAAAUAAUAAGAUGGCUCUACUAUGUGAUCAUUUUUGGAACUUUGUAUGCCAGGAAAAUCAAAAGAAAUAAAAAGCUAUCCAUCGCGACCGAUGUAGAAAAGUACACAAUUCUUGCAUCCUUAACACAUAUCGAUCUCCGAUAGAAAUGGAUACAGCCUGUUGUAACAAACAUUGCUAAAAACACUUUUCAAGUCACGAAAACUUCUACAGUUAUUCCUCACCACACUAACUUCCCGUAGGUAUAAAUCUGAAAAUAACCAAGAGGAUGCAUGAAGUGUACUUCUGAAAAUACGAAUACUGAAGGCAUGUGCCAUCAAGACCAUUCAUGUGCAGUAGUACUAGUAUUUACAGGAUCGUUUUUGCCAUAUUUUUUGUAAUCUGUAUCGCACUCAAAAUAUUGAAGUUU
Messenger RNA from Haliotis rubra (blacklip abalone), 3827 nucleotides. RefSeq names its product orexin receptor type 2-like. Lineage: Eukaryota; Metazoa; Mollusca; Gastropoda; Lepetellida; Haliotidae. The transcript is spliced from 8 exons. The record is from RefSeq and is a predicted model, not a curated record. Gene Ontology annotation, cellular component: membrane. Gene Ontology annotation, molecular function: neuropeptide Y receptor activity. Bases 1309 to 2517 code for a protein of 402 amino acids. Gene Ontology annotation, biological process: G protein-coupled receptor signaling pathway.